Messenger RNA from Helicoverpa zea (corn earworm), 2285 nucleotides. Its product is annotated as proton-coupled folate transporter-like. NCBI's taxonomy places the organism in Eukaryota, Metazoa, Arthropoda, Insecta, Lepidoptera, Noctuidae. Gene Ontology annotation, cellular component: membrane. The transcript has 5 exons. Gene Ontology annotation, molecular function: transmembrane transporter activity. The record is from RefSeq and is a predicted model, not a curated record. Gene Ontology annotation, biological process: transmembrane transport. Bases 107 to 1657 code for a protein of 516 amino acids.
CGGUGACCUACGGUCGAGCUGCCAGUCGAUACAAGUAUUUACAAACAAACACACUUGUUAGACGGAAUAUUUCAAAUAAACUAGUGAGUGACAUGAUAUAAUCAAAAUGAACGGAAAAAGUGAUAAGGAUAUAGAACUUAGAAAUACUAUUAAGAGCAACGUAGAAGCAAAUGGAAAUAGUGUGAAAGAUAAGGAAAAAGAACCAGUGUCUUGUGGUGAAUUAAUAAAAAGAUUCUUCAAUUUCUUUACUGUUGAACCUUUUCUACUAUGUUACAUUCUACCAAUAGCUAUUUCUGGAUUAGCAGUACAAAAGCUGAAUAUAGAGAAGGCAUGUCGCGUAGACUUGAAUAUGUCUGAAGAAAUAUGUCUUAGAGCAGUGAAUGGUGAUGUUAGUGAGAAUGACACGCUGGGAACAGAAGCUCAACUUAAUGCAACAAAACUGGUAGCAGAUAUGACAGCAUGGCAGAAUCCUUUACAAAGUAGCUUCCCUGCUAUUGUAAUUCUGAAUGUAGGAGCGUGGAGUGACAAGACAGGCAACAGAAAAGCUUUGAUGCUGAUACCUGUUAUAGGCGAAAUUAUUUCGUCAAUUGGUCUGCUCUUUGCAACAUACUUCUUCCUAGAAUGGCCAUUGUGGGCGACUGCAUUAAUAGAAGCUUUGCCUUCAGCUCUGACAGGAGGUUAUGCAAUCGCUUUGAUGGGCUCAUACAGUUUCAUAGCAGAUCUAACAUCUGUUGAAUCGAGAACAUUUAGAAUCGGAUUAGUUGGCAUUAUUGUGACAUUAGGUGUUCCAUUUGGUACAUCCAUCAGUGGCGUUUUGACAGAAGCAGUUGGUUACUAUGGAAUAUUUGGCAUCAACUUGGGUAUAUACUUGUUCGCGUUUAUAUAUGCUUACUUCAAGAUCCACAAUGUGAGAACGGUUAAAUUGGAAGGAACUAGGAUGCAGAAAUUGCUUGAUUUCUUCCAUCCCAGAAAUGUAUGGGAUACGGUAUCAUUAGUCUUCAUGUCUCGAGGGAAGCAGUUGGUACAAAUAAUUCUGGUAAUUUGUGCGCAUAUCGUCAUCAUGGGACCGGUUUUCGGUGAAUCGGCGGUGCUUUUCUUGUAUGCUUUGACUAAGUUUAGCAUGAGUGUCGUAGAUCUCAGCUUCUUUAGUACUUAUUCUAUAUUGAUGGGCACUGCAGGUUCAGCAGUAGCAGUAACGCUAUUCAGUAAGAAGCUGAAAAUGCAUGACACACUCUUAGGCAUCAUAGCCACAGCAUGCAAGACAGUCUCGGCAUACGUUUACGGGCUGGCUCCAACAAGAAACUGGUUAUAUGCAGCUCCUGUGUUCGAUUUCUUUGGCAAUUCUGGAGCUAUUGCCAUCAGGUCUCUUGGUACUAAAGUUGUGGAGCAGGAUAAAGUUGGUAAAAUAUGUUCAUUGAUUGGCUUCGUGGAAACUCUGAUUCCUGUGAUAUACAUACCUUUGUAUAGCAAGUUAUUCUCCAAUACUGUGGAAACUUUGCCCGGAGCUGUGUACCUGCUUGGGGGAACCAUGACUAUACCGGCAUUUUUGAUAUUUAUAGCUCUGUACGUCAUGCACAGGCGACAAGAAAGGGACACAGUGAAGAACCCAGCUGCGAAGGAGAUGUAUGCUCAUGACAACGACGUCACCGCAUUAUAGUUUCGUAAAGAUGAACAUACAAAUACAUAAUAAUAUAGAGUAAGAAAAAAUACCGCCAUAAUUAACUAUCUGAGAAUUGAUUAAUUUUAAGUCUUUAGAAGUUCUAAUUUUUAUUUUCGUCAUCAUAAGAAUCCAGGGGCCCUAAAGUUGCUUGAGAUAAGCAAUCCUUGAAGGGUCUUAAAUUUAAGGACAGAUGGUACAAAGUCUUAUGUUGAAUUUUUUUGUCACAUUUCAGUGUUUCGACACACUAUUGAUAUAACAAGUCAUGUAUAGACAGCACAUCGACAUGUCAAAUUCCUUCAAUAGCUUUUCAACCUUAUACACACAAUAGCGGAAGGUUAAUGAUCGAUUGGUAAAAGACAUGUCUGUACCUAUAUUAACAUAUAUUUGUAACAUGGAUAGAUAUUUUGUAUUGUAAGUAAUUUGUGAUAAAUUAUAUUUUUAAAUAUCAUAGAUAGGGUAUCUAGUUUAUAAAAAUAAAUAAAAAAACCUUAUAAUAUUUUUAGUUUUUCACGGUUAGUCACGGUUGAUAUUGUAACAGGUUUUAGAAACCUGAAUGAUUAACAUUAGGAUUAUUAUAUAAUUAUGCAAACAAAAUGAUAUUGUUAAUAAAUCUUGUUGUAGAUAA